This is a messenger RNA of Trichomonas vaginalis G3, 3069 nucleotides long. RefSeq names its product A-type inclusion protein-related family. Lineage: Eukaryota; Parabasalia; Trichomonadida; Trichomonadidae. The transcript has a single exon. The coding region runs from base 1 to 3069 and encodes 1022 amino acids. The record is from RefSeq and is a predicted model, not a curated record.
AUGAGCGACAUUGAGCAAGAAUCUAACACCGACGGAGAGGAGCAAACUAUUUCCCCACGCGAGGCAGAAUUACAAGAGCAAAUAGAAACUCUUAAACAAGAAAAGCUAGAUCUUAACGCUCAAAUUGAGCAGAUCAAAGGCUUCAUGGACAAAUAUAAGCAGUUAUCGACCGAAAACCACAAUAUAUUGACAGAAAAUGGUAAACUUAAACGCGACAUCGAUGAUCUACAGCACAGACUCCAACUUAGUUCCGAAACGAACAAAGAUCUCGAGAACCAAUUGAAGCUUGAAAAAGAGCACCACGACCAAAUACGCAGUGCAGAAUAUGCAACCAUGACAGAGCAUGUUCAAACCACAAAACAGAAUUUUCAGAAUAAAAUUGAUCAACUCCAGAAAGAACUUGAAGCCGCCAAACAGCAGUUAUCAAGUAAAGAUGUCGAAACCAAGUUACUUAAAUCCAAAAAUGAUCGUCUUAUUCAAUCAAGUUCGAGAUAUUUUGCCGAAAAAUUUACUAACGUUGACAAUCUCAUUGAGAAAUUCGAGAACGGCCCAGACAUGAGAUCAAUGCAACGCCAGGCUCAGCAGACUCCUUCAUCACCUUCAGGCCUCAAAUCUCCAGCAGCUUCAUUAAAUAAUGACAACCAAGUCCAGGCAUUAAAGCAGAAAAACGCAAUGCUCAAGGACAAAAUCUACGAUCUCCAGGACCAGAUUGCAAAUCUAAAGGAUCAACUGAAAAAAUCCAACCAAGAAAACAAACGUGAAGUCAAUAAAUUACAAGCUGAGUUAGAUGCAGCGAAUCAGGAGAACGCAAUGACCAAGGAAAACCAUGAACACGAGGUAAACGAUUUGAUUAAUCAGCUCAAAAACCUCAAAGCUGAAAUGAAAGAGAAAGAGAAGGAGCAAAAGAAGGAAAAUGAUGAAGAUGAUAUAGUUGUCGUUGGAACUCGUGACGUAAACCCAGAAGAAGAGAAAAAUAGCGAAGAUGAAUUGAAGGAACAGCACGAAAAGAUCCAAGAAAUACAAGAAAGACAUCUCCAAGAAAUUACUUACCUUCAAAAGGAGGUCAGAGAAAAGCUUAACGCUGCUGAAGAAAAAAUCCAAGAAUUAGAAGCCGAAAAAGCAGCUUUAAUGCAAGAAUUAAAGGAAGCAACAGAUAAUUUAGAGGAUUCUAAGUCAAUAAUCAACGCUUUACAGGCAAAAAUUGACUCAUUAAACUUAUUAAACGAAAAUUACUCACAACAAAUCGGAAAACUUAGGGAAAUCCUUCUUAAGAAGCAAGAAAUGCAGAACCAGGAAGAAGAAGAGAAGCCAGAGAACCAAGCAGAACAAGAAAUGAACAAAUUAAUCGAACAACUCGAGCAAAAAGUCAAUGAACUAAGCCAAGAAUUAUCAGAAGCGCAGUUAAAGAACUCAGAACUCGUUAAUGAAGGCAACGAACUUAAAGGAGAAAACUUAGAUUUGAAACAUAAACUUGAAGAUGCCGAAGACAAGGUCAAAGAGCUUGAAGCGGAAGCCAAGUACAGAGACAUGAAGCAACAAACAGUCCAAGAGACCCAAAUUCCUCCUUCCGGAUGGCAAUUCUCUUCAUUCCCAGAUGAAUUACAAAUUGUCAUCGACAAAAUUGCUCACAAUGAUGCUCUUCAAGAUGCUUCCAAAGUCCAGGCCAUUUACAGGCAAAUCAAUGACUACUUUACCAAGGAAAUCGAAAAACGUGACGAAAAAGCAUCGAAAGCCAACAAAGAUCUCAGUGAUUUAAAGGAAAAGAUCUCGCCAAUCAUCGUAGAUAUCUCUAUUGCGCUCUUACAAACAGCUUCCACGUUGGAUCAAGUCAUUGAAGACCAAGGAGCCAAGUUAUUAGACGCAAUCAAGAGAUUAUCCAAAGAAAACGACCGACUUUCAACAGAAAACAACAAGAUGCAAGGUGUUAUUGAAGGUAUUGGUGACGUUUUCGAGAUUGAACCUGAAUCAAACGAUGAAUUAGUAAAUCAAGUUGCACAAUUCAAGCAAUACAUUGAAGUUCUUGCAGAUAAGUUGCAGAAGACACAAGAGAAGGUCAAGAACAUGAAGGUUCAACGUCAAAACGAGAUCGCAGAGAGUGAACAAAAAUAUGAUGAACUCGAACAAGAGAAUACAAAACUUUUAGACCAGACGGACAUUUUGAAAGCACAAUUAGAUCAAACUAAAUCACAGCUGAACAAGACACAACAACAAUACAACGAAAUGACACAACACUUGUCGGCAGAAAUCUCAGAACGCGACAUCACUCUUGAUGACAAAGUUGAAGAAGAACGUACACAGAUCAUUACAAACAUGAAGAGCAAAUUCGAAGACGAAAAGUCACAAAUGAACGAAGAAAUCAAGAACCUUAAAUCCAAACAAGUUGAAUUACAGAGUGAAGCCAACAAAUUGAACCGAACAAUUUCUGAACUUACAGCUGAAAACGAUAAACUUAAAUCGGAAAUCACAAAUCAACAGAAAGAAUUUGAUACUUAUAAAUCAACAACAGAAGAACGUUUUGAUAAAGAGAAGAACGAAAUGAAGAACCAUUACGACGCAACAAUCAAAGCUCUUGGACAACGAUGCAGCGAACUUAGUGAAGAUAUUGCUAAUUUUGCAGAAGAAUUAACACAAAGCGAAGUUAAAUAUAACAAACUUCAAAAAGAAAAACAGACAUUGAUUGAAGAUAAACGUAAACUGAACGAAGAGAAGAAACGUAUUCAAUCAUCAGUCGAACGUGAGAAAAUGCUUGCAGAAGCCCUUGCAAAGACUAAAAUCAUUGAAGAACAAGCAAGUUCUAAUGAAAAGCUUCUUCUUCAGAAGAUGAAAUUCGAGGAUGAAAAGAAGAAGUUGAUGAACUAUUUCGCAGAUAAGUUUAGGAACUUCUUCUCUCCAAUGAAACCAAUAGAUGACCAUGAAUAUAGAUUUGGUGUUGAAAAGGCCUUUGACGAAUAUAAGAAACUUCUGGCAGCAGACGAGAAAAUUAGGAAGUUGUUGAAUGCAAAACAAGGACAAACAACUCCUGAUGCUGUAGCCCAAAUUAUUGUUAACAAUGACAUUAAACUUCAAUAA